Polychytrium aggregatum is the source of this 1278-nucleotide messenger RNA. RefSeq names its product ubiquitin-conjugating enzyme E2-binding protein. Gene Ontology annotation, cellular component: ubiquitin ligase complex; nucleus; cytosol. Lineage: Eukaryota; Fungi; Chytridiomycota; Chytridiomycetes; Polychytriales. The transcript has 7 exons. Bases 1 to 1278 code for a protein of 425 amino acids. The record is from RefSeq and is a predicted model, not a curated record. Gene Ontology annotation, biological process: protein polyubiquitination; proteasome-mediated ubiquitin-dependent protein catabolic process; protein monoubiquitination. Gene Ontology annotation, molecular function: cyclin binding; ubiquitin protein ligase activity; ubiquitin conjugating enzyme binding.
AUGGCUGCUGGUAUGUCUGCCGACGCUCCCGUCCGUGUCUACAUCGAGAUCCUGCCGAAUCUGUCGACGCUCUCGGCCUCCGUCUGUCUGGAGCCGCCGCUUCACGGGCCCUCUGUCUCGCCGGGUCUGCCCAGGAUCAUCCCGCGAUCGGGCCAUGUGCUGAUCGCCCCGGUGUCGGCCAAUCAGGCUAUCAAGGUGCCCCUCCCUGUUCCGAUCGAGCCGGCCUCGAUCGCCAUCACAACAUCGCCUUCGACGGCCUCAGCGGCUGCUCCGGCCUCAUCCACCAUCGACAUCAAGCUCAAUCUAGCACGUCCCAUCGACGCUCCUGCGCGUGAUCCCUCGGAUCUGGGUCCACUGCCAGCGGCCUCUCUCGAGAACGUCUUGGAUAUUCAGUGCCACGCCUGCAAGCUCUCGCUGCUUGACCCGGGCUCGGCCAUCACCAAAACCGUGAAUCUGCCCUCCGAGUUCUGGUACGAGCUGAUGGACUGUUGGGCAUGUCAUCAAGAGGACUACUCGCAGUUCCAGAAGGAUCAUCAAAACGGCGUCAUUCCUGCCAAGGAGUCGACCAUGCUUGUCGCCAACACCCACGUGCUGCUGCACACUCGAAACCUCGAUAUGACGCAUUUGGAGUGCGAGCCGGCCGAGACGGCCGAGCCAGGGAACUGGAAGAAAGUCUGUUGCUCACGGUGUCAUGAAAGCCUCGGCGAGUGUUUCUACGACCUGGUCAACGCUGGCAAUAUCUUUGCCGUCAAGGUGUUCAAGUACCGAGUGGACUUUUGGACAGCCGCCGCACAGAGCGCAUCGGCGAGCCCCCCGGCUCCGAUGGCACGCACGCUGCACCAUUUCCCGUUCAUGGCCUACUUUGUCGACCAAGUUAUGGAGUAUGUCAGCGCCCAUGCCACCUUCCGGUUUGUCGUGACGGCACUAGACAAGACCCCCUUUCUGAUCAUGUGGGUCUUGAACUGGAACCUCCUCGUUGCUACCAACGCCGGUGGCUCACCAGAGUGCCGCCGCCAGCUGGGCUAUCUCUGGGGCGAGAACGGCGGGCUCACCAGCACAGAAAACAUGUUCCCGGCCAUCAAGGUGCUGUACUCAUCGUGCUCCAGCAACCCGGGACUGGCAGCGACAUGGUGUGCCGACAAGCAGGUCGAGCAGAUUCGGUAUCGCACCGACAGCUGCCUGGAUGUGCUGCGAACACUCGAGGCCGCCACCAGCACACUUCCUCCGGACAGGCGAGUGCUCAACGGAUUCAGUGUCGGGUACCUGCUGCGAUCGUAG